AUGGACGCCAUGAUUGGGGUCGGCGCUGCGCUGGCCAUCUUGGAGUCCUGCACUGACGCAGAACUCGCACCUGCACUGCUGCAUCGCCCGGCUCUCACUGCAAGGCUGCGCAACUUGGUGGGCUCCGCACCGCCAUCUCAGCCCGCACAGGCACCGCUGGCGCCACCGCAAUAUGCACCGCAACCUCAAGCAUCGCAAAGCUCUUGCGCAGGGGUUGACCCUGCACAGCAUGGGCAUAGCACCGCAACGCCUAUGAUGGCUGUGCCUGCCUUUGGGGGGGGUGGCACAGUCUAUGUGCACACCGUCCCGCAAUGGUCGGUGCCGCCCGCACCGCAACCGGAGUUUGAAGGGCCUCCAGCACCGCAUCUUUGGGAGGCACCUGCACCGCAAGCUCAGCGCAAAGAUGCAUGGGAGAACUAUGCACCGCACCGCCCAGACGCUUGGGAAGAGCACUGGUCAAAGCCAACGCAUGGCCAGCGCUGGGCCGACCAGGAUGAUGAUGACUGGAAAUGGGAGCCACCGCGACGCAAAGGCAGCAGAGGCAAAGCAAACUAUGCCGACUAUGAUGCAUGGCGCGCUGCACAGCAAGGCGCAGACGCAUGGGAUGCUGGAGCGUCCUGGGAUAAAGGCGGCAAGCCCGGCCCGGUGAAGUGGUCGGUUCGCAACCGGCCACUUUUUAUGAACAGCAAAGGCCACUUGGCCUGCGCGUAG
Symbiodinium sp. CCMP2456 is the source of this 711-nucleotide messenger RNA. The record is from the annotation of a GenBank genome assembly. NCBI's taxonomy places the organism in Eukaryota, Dinophyceae, Suessiales, Symbiodiniaceae.